Messenger RNA from Hyaloscypha bicolor E, 870 nucleotides. RefSeq names its product glutathione-dependent formaldehyde-activating GFA. Bases 98 to 619 code for a protein of 173 amino acids. The transcript is spliced from 2 exons. Gene Ontology annotation, molecular function: carbon-sulfur lyase activity. The record is from RefSeq and is a predicted model, not a curated record. Lineage: Eukaryota; Fungi; Ascomycota; Leotiomycetes; Helotiales; Hyaloscyphaceae.
UUCAUUACCAUUUCGUACUUGCCUCUGAAUUCUCAAACAUUCUUAUCUGCUCCAUUUCUCAUGCCACAAUCUCAGUGAGGCCGAAAAUUUUUGCACCAUGACUGAGAAUACCACCUUCCCAUUGGAAGGAAGUUGCGACUGCCAGAACAUUAGAUACCGCGUGGAAGCCAAACCUCUCAUAGUCCACUGCUGCCACUGGUGCCAACGAGAAACCGGCUCUGCCUUCGCCCUCAAUGCCGUAAUCGAGGCCACCAACAUCACGCGCCUCACCACCGACCCCGAAAUAAUCCACACCCCCUCUCAGUCCGGCCGCGGCCAAAAGAUCGCUCGCUGUCCCAAAUGCCACAUCGCGGUCUGGAGCCAUUACAGCAGUGCCGGACCCCUUCUUACCUUCGUCCGUGUCGGGACGCUCGAGAAUCCAGAUGCCGUUGGGGGUCCGGGGAUCCAUAUUUUCACCAGCACGAAGCAGAAAUGGGUGGUUCUUGAUAGGAGGGUACCGGUUGUGAGCGAGUUUUAUGACAUGGAGGAGAUUUGGUCGAAGGAGAGUCUUGAGAGGUGGAAGGUUUUGCUGCCGGAGGUGGAGAAGUACAGAGCUAGUUUGGCUCCAGUGGAAUCAUGAUUUCCUCGAUUCGGCAGACGGGAUUUGGCAGAGUAGGGAUCUUGUGUCUUGAUAGAUAUUGAACGAAAUGCCACUGAAGGUUGAGUUAUUUUCCUCUGCUAGAGUUUCUACUAGGUGGCUGUGCACAAAAAUACCUUUUCCGGGAACAACUGCACAAGGAUCCCCUGAAAGACUACUCCCCGAACUGCAUAGGCGGAGCGAUAUCACCAAGGCUGCGAAAUACAUUAUAUGGUGAUUUAAUCAGGUAAACC